AUGUCCAAUCCACGCCCUUCGAAAAGGCAGCGUAUCUAUCGUGCUUGUGACCAGUGCCGGCGUCGCAAGUCCAAGUGUGAUGGAGAGCAACCUGUAUGCAAGAUCUGCCACUCGGCUAAUCGGGCGUGUACCUAUGAGAGCGGCGGUGGACGCCGAGGCCUUCAAUCCGGAUAUGUGCGUAGCCUGGAGAUUGUUUUAGGUCUUGCUUUCCGGCACAUACCGAACAGUGAGGGCACAAUCCGUCGUCUUCUGCGAGAGUCUCGAGCCAAAGACAACUUCUUGGCCAGCGACCUAGCCCGCCAGUCGCUUUUAAUUUGGCAAAAAUCGAAGUUAUCUCGUGAAGUUUCUCAUUUAUUGACGUCUGGAUCUGGUGAUAAUGAUCAUGAUGACUCGGACUGGGAGGCAAUCGAGACGCGCAAUUUAGACGAAAGCAUGGACGACCAGAUUGCCACUGCAUCAAUGUCUGUGAACAAUGACAUGAUGGUUCUUUCAAAUCCGCCACAGCCAUCCAAUAAACCCCAGGGAUUGGGAGAUCUUCCGGUUCCAGAUAUUACACCGGAUCUUCUUGAAUUCUAUUUUACCUAUACUCAUUGCUGGUUUCCAAUUCUUGAACGCCGUAACUUACUUCGAGCUAUGCAUAUCAGCUCAGAUCAAUUGCAGACUAGUGAGGAAUUAUCUAGCCGCAUAUUGCUUUGGGCAGUUAUUUCAUAUGUCUUUGCCAUGGAAGGCAAAAGUGAUCCUACGUUACCAACCCCUUCAGAGAUUCAGAUUGCCAUUCUACAGCAAAUAUCGACUGAAUGGAAAUCCUGCAAUCUCAAUCAUGUUCAUACGAUUCUGAUCUUUGUCUUGACACACAUAUCGGCUGGAAAUUUUUCACGGGCAUGGACACUCGUUGCCCAAGCUACUCGAACCUUGAUGGUGCUUCCAUUGUCUAAUCGAAAAGGCCGUUUUCUCCACACCUUUCACGGCUGCGUCUUCCUUGAUAACAUUCUCUCGGCGCUCCUUGGCAAAACGCCUUGUAUAUCAUCAGAAGAGCAAUCUCAGGAAGGACUGGUUGAAGAAGAUGAUGUCGAUGAAUGGGAUGUAUGGUCUCAACCUCGUUCCCGUACUCUCGAUGGGGAACGAAUACAAGCCACUCCGCUCCGUGCCCUGAGUAGCUUCAAUCUUGUCCGACAGCUUAUGCAAUAUCUGUCUCAGAUAUCCUAUCAAUCUCUGGAACAUAAUUCCAUCGAUGAUAUCCUUGAGGCAUUACAUGAAAAACAGGCAGCUGUUCUUCGAAGCCGACCAUACAACAAACUCACUCCCAUGAAUCCUCCGCUUCUGAUUCUACAUCUCACUUCCUCGUUCACAACUCUAUCACUCAUUCGCAAGUUUGAGUCAGUAUCAGCUGCAGUUGCAAAUCUCUGCAUCCGGACAAUCCACCAUAUGCUCGAGAUCUUGGAACUUUAUUUGGACAUGGCUGAAGCAGAUGGCAUCUCUCCGUUAGUUCAUUGCUUUGCAGUCCAAUGUCUCCAGUGUCUCGGCGCCAACAAUUCCUUAAUCUCUUUAGAAAAGGGCAAUAUCGAAAGAAAAGUCGCCAGGUUUAUGCAAAUUUUUGAAACAAAGCAUUCAUACCAUUGGAAAGAGCAAUCCGAGAUUAUAUGGAACGAAUAUUCGAAAUCUCAGAGUCAACCGUCUUUGCCCCUAGCUGUUCAACAACCCGGCAGUGAAACCUCAGUUGCUAUGAAUGAAGAAAGCUCUAGCCUGAAUAUCUAUUCAACCCUGCCAUCUCACUCUGGAGGGUCUAUCAUGACCUUGCCAGACCUUCCCAGGUCCAGCGAGGACAUAAAUUCUACAUCACUCAUCGGUCAAGAAGCAUAUGAUGCACUAUUUGAAGAGAUGGUCACAUCAUUUCCUUCCACCGGACAAGAACCAUUGUUUGCACACAAUUUAGGUUUCUAUGAUGGAGACCUGGACACUGAUUUUUUGGCUCAAUUGCAGCAGCCGCCCGCAAUUUAA
Penicillium macrosclerotiorum is the source of this 1998-nucleotide messenger RNA. RefSeq names its product Zn(II)2Cys6 transcription factor. Gene Ontology annotation, molecular function: DNA-binding transcription factor activity, RNA polymerase II-specific; DNA binding; zinc ion binding. The coding region runs from base 1 to 1998 and encodes 665 amino acids. Lineage: Eukaryota; Fungi; Ascomycota; Eurotiomycetes; Eurotiales; Aspergillaceae. Gene Ontology annotation, biological process: positive regulation of transcription by RNA polymerase II; DNA-templated transcription. The record is from RefSeq and is a predicted model, not a curated record. The transcript has 2 exons.